Oncorhynchus tshawytscha (Chinook salmon) is the source of this 7079-nucleotide messenger RNA. RefSeq names its product spectrin beta chain, non-erythrocytic 4. Gene Ontology annotation, molecular function: phospholipid binding; actin filament binding. The coding region runs from base 992 to 5692 and encodes 1566 amino acids. Gene Ontology annotation, cellular component: plasma membrane; cell projection; cortical actin cytoskeleton. The transcript has 19 exons. Lineage: Eukaryota; Metazoa; Chordata; Actinopteri; Salmoniformes; Salmonidae. The record is from RefSeq and is a predicted model, not a curated record. Gene Ontology annotation, biological process: actin cytoskeleton organization.
ACACACACACACACACACACACACACGUUCUCACACAGCGGAGCGUAGCUGAGAGGCAGGGACUGCAGCAGUAUGCACCAGCCACGUCUGAUCUGUGUGGAGACUUGAGGAAGGAGAACUAGGAAGAGGAUAUAAUGUAGCAGUGUCUUACACAACCCAACCCCCGUACGUACAGUAGCUACAUCUCUACUCUGCAGCAGUGGCAACGGUGCAUUUCAAGAGUGGACAGCUUAUGUUAUCUGCCCCCCUCUGACUGCACUGCCUCUGCAUCCAUCUCCAUUCACUCUGCUCCUCCCAUUCCACAUCUUCAUCCUCCUCUUCCUCCUCCCAACUACGGCAACAUUAGGCAGGACCACGGACCGUACGAGAUUGCCAACGCUGAUCACAGGACCCUCAGGUUUGUCCUGUCUGAUGGAGUCGUGCUGGUUAUGCUAGAUCAUCAUCACCUUCAUUAACGACUGGAUUCUAAUCGAGCUCAGGAGACAAGGAACGAAAAAACAUCCCCCAAAAAACGAAAAAGGAGUGUUGGAUGUUUGUGACGCUCUUUGUCGGCUCUGUUGGGUUGUUGGCUCUUUUCCUGUAUUUGCUUGGUUGUUUUUGCCUUCACUGAGACCGGCUAGCAGGCACUGCAGCACCAGGAAGGACUGCAGGAGCCGUGAAGUAGUAUGGCAUGAGGACCCAGGGGCGAGCAAAUCAGAAGGGCUUGAGCUACCAUUACUGCUGCUGCUGAGGUGCUUAUCUUUAUUUUUUUUCUCCAGAAAGGGCGUCUGGAGGGGCUGGAUUGGGGUGGGUUGUGACAGUGAAGGUACCCGGGACCCUACAGAGUGGAGUGGGUGUCUCUGGCGUAGAGGAGCCACGCAGAUAGGCAGGACGUCCUGUGGGAAAGGAGGAGAGAAGAGAGGAAGAGGGGCUGGCUCAGGCUCGGGCCCCUGAUGGUGGCUAUUUUUGUCUCCCCUAGCUGAGUGAUUGGGGACAGCAGGUAAAGGAAAAGAUGCUUAUGGGUGCGGGACGAGACACGGCGCGGGAUGAGGCCCAGAAGCUUCACAGGAAGUGGCUGAAGCACCAGGCCUUCAUGGCCGAGCUGGCCCGCAACAAAGAAUGGCUGGCCAAGAUAGAGCAGGAGGGCCAGGAGCUGAUCGAUGAGAAGCCGGAGCUGCGUUCGGUGGUGCAGCAGAAGCUGGAGGAGAUCAGGGAGUGCUGGACGGACCUGGAGAGCACCACCAAGGCCAAGGCCCGGGCUCUGUUUGAGAACAACAAGCCAGAGCCGGUGGUGAAGAGCUACUCAGACCUGGACCACCAGCUCUCUGGCCUGGAGAAACAGCCCCCCCAGCUGGAGCAGGCUCAUCACCUACCCACCUUCAACGAGCAGCUGCAGAAAUUUCAGUCUCAGAUGGGGAACUUGUACAAGGAUGUAGGGGAACUAGGGUCCCUCCAGGGGGUGUGCCUCCCCCAGCGAGGCAGCCUGGUGAAGGGUGGCGAGGGAGAAGGGGGCGAGCAGCCAGCCGUAGUGGAGACCCGCAUCGUGCGUCUCAUCGAGCCCCUGAAGGAGAGACGACGCAUCCUGCUGGCCUCCAAAGAGAUGCACCAGGUCGCUCAGGACCUGGAGGAAGAGAUACUGUGGAUCCAGGAGCGGCUUCCUCUGGCCUCCUCUAAGGAUUACGGCAACAACCUGCAGAGUGUUCAGCAGCAUGUCAAGAUCAACCAGACACUGCAGAGGGAUCUGCAGGGGCGCCAAGCACGGGUGGAAGAGGUGUUGGACCGGGCGGGGAUCAUCGCCUCUCUGCGGACCCCUGAGGUUGACUUUGUGCGUGAGGGAGCGGGGCAUGUGCGUCAGGUGUGGGAGGUGCUGAGGCUGGAGGCGGAGAGGAGGUCUGUGAUGCUGGAUGUGGUGCUGCUGGCCCAGCAGUACUACAGCGAGGCAGCCAAGGUGGAGUCCUGGCUGGCAGGCCAGAAACUGCACCUCAUCAAUGAGGAGAAGGGCACGGACGAGGAGAGCACCCUGCAGCUGCUGAAGGAGCACCUGGCCUUGGAGGCGACAGUGGAGAACUACGCUGAGACAGUGGGCAUGCUCUCCCAGCAGUGUCAGCGACAGCUGGAGCUGGGGCACCCAGAUAGUGAGGGGAUCACCAAGCAGCAGUCCCACAUAGACCGUCUGUAUGUGUCUCUGAAGGACAUGGUGGAGCACAGGAAAACCAAGCUGGAGCAGCAGUACUGGAUGUACCAGCUCAACAGAGAGGUGGAGGAGUUAGAGAAGUGGAUCACUGAGAGGGAGGCCGUUGCCAGCUCCACUGAGCUGGGUCAAGACCUGGAGCAUGUCACGAUGCUACAGGAAAAAUUCACCAAGUUCUGCUCAGAGACCAACAGCACAGGCCAGCAGAGGAUGGAGCAGGUGAAUAAGAUGGUGAAUGAGAUGAUAGACUGUGGCCACACGGACGCGGCCACCAUAGCUGAGUGGAAGGAUGGACUGAACGAGUCAUGGGCUGACCUACUGGAGCUCAUGGAGACCCGAAGACAGAUGCUGGCAGCAUCACACCAGCUGCACAAGUUCUUCACCGACUGCAAAGAGGUCUUGGCUCAGACUGCGGGGAAGAUGAGGCAGUUGCCAGAGGUGAGGGCGUGCCAAGCCAGCAUCGCCAACCCUGCCACCCUGCAGAGGCUCAUGCUCUCCUUCGAGCACGCCCUCCAGCUGCUCGUCUCACAGGUAAGGCAGCUGCAGGAAAAUGCGGCCCAGCUGAGGACCAUCUAUGCCGGAGAGAAGGCUGAGGCCAUCAUGAGCAAAGAGCAGGAAGUGAUGUCAGCAUGGAAGGAGUUACUGGUUUCCUGUGAGGCCAGUCGUGUGCAGGUCACCUCGGUGACAGACAAGGUGCAGUUCUUCUCGGUGGUGCGCGAGCAGCUCAUGUGGAUGGAGGGCAUCAUGGGACAGAUUGGAGGGGACGACCCCAGGGACUCGUCUUCUGCAGAGGUGAUGAUGAAACAGCAUGGUGAGCUGAAAGCCAAGAUGGAUGGCCGUAGGAAGACAAUACAGCAAUGUGUGGAGCUAGGAAAGAUCCUGCUGGCCGCAGGCAACCCAGCCUCCGAGGAGAUAAAGGAGAAGUUGGAUGCUCUCCUGGCUAAGCAGAAGGAUCUCUCUGAGAGAUGGGACAAACAGCAGGAGAAGCUACAGCGCAAGAAGGAUCAGUUCCAGUAUGCCCAGGAGACGGUGAAGGCGGAGGCCUGGCUGAAGGCCAAGGAGCCCCUGAUUAGCCCCAGCUCCUCUUCUAGGGUGGCUGGGGGGGCUGGAGGAGACGCCCAGGUCCAGACUGAUGAGGUGGAGCAACUCAUCCUCCGCCACGAGGCCUUCCGCAAUGCUGCAGCCACCUGGAAGGAGCGCUUCAGCUCACUGAGACAGCUCUCCAAUGCAGAGAAGCUGAGAGAAGAACAGAGCAGCAAGCCUUCCCCAAUGCCACUCUCCAGUCGGAGGAUGUUCCCAUCAUCCUGUCUCACUCCGACCAUUCCUCUUGCUACCUCAACUCUGCUGAGACAGACGGUCCAGGUGCAUAUUGAGCCCAGGCCCAAGCAGACCAGUCUGGAGAUGUCUGCGUCUGCCUCUGCCUCCUCUGCAGCCCAAAGGCUGGGUUCUACCAUAGCCAGCUACGCUCCAGUCAUAAAUGGCUCUGGUUACCAUGGACUGGACAAUCAGAGCAGCAGCGGGGGAUUGGAGAGUUCCAACUACCCUGGACUGAACCAUCCGGGCAGUGGAGGAGUGGACAGCAGCUCUAGUUACCUUGGAGGGAACCAUCAGACUGGCUCCCCGCCAGUGGAUAGUUCUGGCUACCUUGGACUGAACCAUCAAAACAGUGGGGGUAUGGUUAGUCCAGGCUACCUACCUCAAAACCAAAGUAGUGGGGGUAUGUGUGGUCCAGGCUACCUACCUCAAAAUCAAAGCAGUGGGAGUAUGGGUAGUCCAGGCUACUUGCCGCAAAAUCUAAGUAGUGGGAGUAUGGGUAGUCCAGGCUACCUGCCACAAAAUCAAAGUAGUGGGGGUAUGGGUAGUCCAGGCUACCUGCCGCAAAAUCAAAGUAGUGGGGGUAUGUGUAGUUCAGGCUACCUGCCGCAAAAUCAAAGUAGUGGGGGUAUAGGUAGUUCAGGCUACUUGCCGCAAAAUCAAAGUAGUGGUGGUAUGGGUAGCUCAGGCUACCUUGCACAAAAUCAAAACAGUGUUGGGAUUGGUAGCUCAGGCUACCUUGGGAAAAAUCAAAGUAGUGGGGGUAUGGGAAGUACUGGCUACCUUGCACAACACCAAGGUAGUGGGAGUAUGGGUAGUUCAGGCUACCUUGCGCAAAGUGUUGGGGGUAUGGGUAGUUCUAGCUAUCUGCCUCAAAGUGGUGGGGUCAUGGACCCCAAAAUGGCAUAUGCGUGGCAGCAUCUGAAAGCUGACUGCAUGCAGCCCAGGAUCAACCACAUGCACAAAGCUGUCAACCCCCUCCUGGAGGCCAGCAGGGCGCAGAGGGAACAGUUUGGGGACAUCCCCAUGGUGGACAUGAUCGGGCCAGAGUCUGGCCUGGAUCUCCUCCACGGCAGGCUCCAGAGAGACCCUCGCGGCAGCCGCUCCGACCCCCAGAUGGACCACCUGCGGCGGGAGAGGGAGUACAAGCUGGGACGGCAGACCUCCAGCGAACAGGAGAUUCAGGCGCGGCUCAACGAGCUGCCAAUGAUUGUGCGCCAGGAGCGCUAUAGGCGGCGUCUGGAGAGGCAGUCGUCCAGCGAGCAGGAGGGCAGUGGGAAGGCGAGGACACCGAGGCAGGACGACUCCAGCGACAUGGAGUCAGCCAAGGAAGGCUCCGACAAGCGCUCAAUAGAGAAGAGAGCCACCACCAUGGCUGAGAUUGUGGAGCAGGCCCAGGAGAGAGAGGCAGCACAAGCUCGAGGGGAGAUGUACCGCCCCACCAGCAGCCUCUCAGCACCCGUGACCUACGAGCGCCCGCGAGCCCGAGACCGCCCCAAACCCCGCAGGAGACCCCGCCCCAAAGAGCCUGAGGAGAAGCGACGCUCUCGCUCGGCUCCGGCCCAGAGCCCGGCACAACUUCUGCCACCCUCACACACUGCCCAUAAUGAAGGCUUCCUGUACCGCAAACACGACUUUGAGGGGCACCAGAAGAGUCCCAGCAGUAAGUCCUGGGUGAAUUUGUAUUGCGUGUUGACAAAGGGAGGGAUCACUUUCUACAAGGACGCCAAGAGCACCACCACACCUUACAAUGAAGAAACCCCACUCGACCUGAGCGUCUGUAUAUGUGAUAGCACCAUAGGAUACAAGAAGAAGAAAAAUGUCUUCGUUAUCAAGAAAAAUGAUGGCAAUGACUAUAUUUUCCAUGCAAAGGAUGAGGAGGACCUGAAGGCUUGGGUCACUAACAUCACCACCAGUAUAACUGAACAUGAGGAGAUCGCCAAGUGGGACAAGCCCACCACCUCGUCCACAGAUCCCGACCGCUCGGAGAGGAAGGAGAAGUCAGAGGGCGACGCAGACGCCAGGUCAGAGAGGUCUGAGAUGGGAGGAGAGGUGGAGGAGGAGGAGAGGUCAGAGAAAGAGAGGUCUGAGAAGGGAGAGGGGUCCAAGAAGACGGGAGAAGGCUCAGAGAAAGCAGACACGUCGGAGAGGGGUGAGAGGGCAGAGGGGGGGGCAGGGGGCUCCAGCACGUCAGGGAAGAGCAAAUGAUCCCCGCUGAGUGGAGGAGUGGACUGGCAUCCAACCAUCUAAAGCCCCCCCAUCCCCUAACUUUACCCUACGACACCAGACAGUGCUGAACAAGGGAGACGGAGGGAGAUGUGUACAUUUCUGUGCAUAUCUUCUCUCUUUUUCUCUCUCUAUAUCUCUCUGUCUCUCUCUGUGACAUCCUGAGGCUUGGGUCCUAAUGUUAACUGUGACUGUCUGAUCUUUCAGCCCCUCCCCCUCCCCCAGGCAAAAUACAUCAAUACUUGCAUUGCAUUGUGGCCCUUGCUGGUAGGUUGGAGGAUAGGGGAGAUUAACCAGCGCCACUGUGUGGUCACAGGCAUUUGUCACAGUCACGACUCAUUGAUCAUUUAUUUCUUGGAUUCACAGCAUCUCUCAGUAUAUAUAUAAUAUACCUAUGACUGACUAUGUAAUGCUCUGUCUAAAACAACCCAAGCAGUGGUGAAUGAAAUGUCUCACAAUAUUUUGAAAAAGCUUUUUUCUGAAGCAAUAUACUUUUUUAUUUAUUCUCUUUGUUUGAGAGAGAGUGAAAGGAGAAAAGAAACGGUUGCUUAUUAAUUCUAUGAUUGUUCACAUUCAUCAUCAGCUUAUUUCUGUCAGGUCAGCAGCACCUUAAACACUUCCAACACGUCUGUGUAUACUCAGCAUAUUGACAUUUCAAACCCACCUCAUCGCUAUCUCUGAGUCAUGUUGUCAUGAUGGAAUGCUGGUAUUACCUACUUGUGUUAAUAAUUGAAUUGAUCAACACAUGAUUCUCUUCUGAACUUUUGGAUGAAUCAUGUACAGGCUCAUGCCAUGCCAGGAAUAAAGGUGAAAUAGGGUUGCCAACUGAUUAAAACUCCAUCACAUCCAAGAGUCUAUUCAAGGAGGCAAUGCCCAACUUAACCUCCUUGUGGUGCCAGACCUGUGUCAUGGCAUGACAGUAUAGUGCACCUUCUAUUUGAAUGCCUUCACGUUCUUCGUGGUCUUGAGAGGUUCACCAGUUUUUAAAUGAAUUUGGCAGUGCAAUAAUUCCAUCUGAAGGGAAGGUCUGUGUAAAAUGCUAAUAUCAUGGUAGAUCUUAAACUAUCCCCACAUAAAGUAUGGUGAUAAGAAGAUAUGUUUUAAUGACAUAGCAGAGAAAAGCCCAAGCCAGAAAUAAUUCAUGCUUCUUUUGACUGCUAUUUGAUCUGAGACAAAUUAAGAAGCAUUAGAACCCCAUUGCUGUUUUUAUCAUAUUAUUAGAAUAUAUUCGACAGGGACUGUAAUGGUUUCACUUGUGAAAAUACAGUAGUAACAUCAACAUUAGGUGAACCCCAAAAUAUACAGUUGAAGUCAUAAGUUUACAUACACUUAGUUUGGAGUAAUUAAAACUUGUUUUUCAAACAUUCCA